This is a messenger RNA of Penicillium chermesinum, 1086 nucleotides long. Its product is annotated as phosphoglycerate mutase family protein. The record is from RefSeq and is a predicted model, not a curated record. Gene Ontology annotation, molecular function: phosphatase activity. The transcript has 3 exons. Gene Ontology annotation, cellular component: cytoplasm. Lineage: Eukaryota; Fungi; Ascomycota; Eurotiomycetes; Eurotiales; Aspergillaceae. The coding region runs from base 1 to 1086 and encodes 361 amino acids.
AUGAAAGUCUCAGUUCUUGUUCCGGCCCUUCUCGGUCUAGCGGCUUCUGUACAAGCGGUAAACAUCGAAUAUACAACCGUGAAAGGCUUCUUUCUGCAGGACGAGACAUCGACUGACCCCUCAACCUUUGACUAUACUGCAGUCAAUUUUGGCCUGAUCAAUCGCACUUACCCCACUGAUCAUUUGCUUAAGCACCUGAGUGACUAUAACACCCUGACACAAUGGGAGCGCUUCUAUCACCAGGUUCGGGAGCUCAAUGAAUGGUCUCCUAGGGAUGUGGAGUACAAAGUCCUCUUCCUGGGUCGUCACGGUGAAGGAUGGCAUAAUGCCGCCGAGUCCUACUACGGCACUCCAGCCUGGAAUUGCUACUGGGCUGAGCUCAACGGCAACAGUUCCGCCACCUGGUUCGACGCAUCCCUCACCAAUAACGGCAUUGCACAAGCUCUGACAGCCCACACCUUCUGGCAAAAAGAGAUCGACGAGCAACGCAUCCACACCCCGGACAACUACUUCGUCAGCCCACUUCUCCGCACCCUCCAAACUGCUAAUCUCACAUUCACCGGUCUUUCUCUCCCAAAGGGCAGCGCCGCCUUCAACCCCACCAUCAAAGAACUCUUCCGUGAAGGAAUAAGCAUCCACACCUGCGACCACCGCCACAACCGCAGCACCAUCCACUCCCUCUUCCCCUCCUGGCCCAUCGAACCAGGCUUCAGCGAAGAAGACGAGUUAUGGAACGGCGUCACAGCCGAAACCAGCGAUGCGCAGGACGCGCGCAGUGCUAAGGCCCUCGGCGAAGUCUUCUUCACCUCCGCCUCAUCAAAGAAGGACAUGUUUGUAUCAGUCACGUCCCACUCGGGUGAAAUCUCGUCCAUCCUCCGAGUCAUCGGCCACCGGGCCUUCAGCCUGAACACCGGCGCGAUUAUUCCUGUUCUGAUUCGGGCAAAGAAGCAGGGGGAUCAGCAUGCUACUACUUCGUCGGUGCCGUGGACGGUCAGCGCGCAUUGUACCGUGCCACCGGUUACUUCGGCUUCCGCAUGUGUAUGUCCAAGCAGCGCGGCGCCAGUGACGACUCUUCUUUCCGCUUGA